UGCUGUCCCCCCUCCUUCCCGCUUCCGGUCCGUCGCUGUUCCUUCCCCGGGUGCGAAACUGCCCUUUGUAUGUUUCUCCGCCAUCCUCCGGGCCAUGGAGGCGCCGCGGGAGCCUUAGGAGGGGAGAUGCCCAGGCGGAGGGGAAAAGCUGCAACAAUCCAGUUAGCAACCAAGAUGGCAGAAUGUGGCUUUCUACGGUCAGGGCCAAGAGUGAACCAAAGCAAAAGGGACCCUCAUAUGUUCCUCUCAGGAGCAGCUUUGCCACAGAACAAACAGGAACCAGACGAGGGGUUCCAACCACGGCAGGAAUCGUGGCAGCAGGAAAAGGACCCCAACUCAGUGCUGUCUCCUUAUUCGGUGUGGAGGCCAUCACGGUUAUUUCAACCGGUCUCUGAUGAGGACAUGAAAGAAUUUAAGACUUCUUACCAAUCGUUGAAAGGUGCCAACCAAUUGCCUAGGGGUGGAGGAGGUGCAAUAGCGAUGCAUACUUUCCCGGACCUUGGUCGAAAAACUCAAGAAGCCUGUGAAAGUUUGGACAGUUCUGGAAGGUUGAAGGAGCAGGUUCCAGAGAUGGCCGACCCAGAUCGAUUGGAGAUCAAGCGCCAGCACUUCCGGCAUUUCUGUUACCAGGAGAUCGAAGGGCCCCGGGCAGUCCUGAGAAAACUGCAGGAGCUUUGCUGCCAGUGGCUGGUGCCAGAGAGGCACACCAAGGAGCAGAUUGUGGACCUGGUGAUCUUGGAGCAGUUUCUGACCAUCCUGCCUUUGGAGAUGCAGAUCUGGGUGUGCAAAAGUGGACCCGCCACCUGCACCCAGGCUCUGGCCCUGGCCGAAAGCUUCCUCUUGAGGCUGCAAGAGGCCGAGAACCAUGCACCAAAGGGCAUUGGACUAAUGGAGGAAGCAUUUGUCAAUUCUCCAGCACCAAAGCAGGACUUGCCAGAUGCUGUUGACAUCUGCAUCUCUGAGGUAGAAGAGGAGGCGACCAUCUUGAUGGGUGGUGAAGUCCGCCCCCGGCAACUGGGGAUGAAGAUCCCGGCAGCAGUCCGCAGCGCUGAUACUUCGUCGAUCGUUGUGGAGUUGCAAUUACCCGAGGAUUCUGUGGAGCAAAAGUCUGCCGGCCCAGCCCCUCGACGGAAAGUGCCGUGGUCCGGCUUUGAGAAAGCCUUUACGUAUGUGCGCCAGAGGGGGAAAAACUUGGUGGUGCAAUGCAAUUUCUGCCUGCCAGCCUACAAGACUGUGAGCGCAGCCAUUACCUCCUCGUCCAAUCUGAAGAAACAUUUGGAGAGGGCUCAUCCCGAGAAACUGAAAAUAAUUGAAAGUGCAAAGAGGGUAAGGAGACGGGGCUAUUCUGUAGAACUGAGGCAUGAUGACGAGACCCCAGCUCUCAAAAUGCCCAAGCAGCAGCCAGAGUCACAGGCAGGCCCAGAGAAAUGGGGAUGUGGCAAGGAGACAGUCACCCAGAGGAUUCUUGAUAAGAAAAUCAUGGAUUUCAUUGUGGAGGAGACGCUGCCAUUUGAAACGGUGGACAGAGCAUCGUUCAUCGGGUUGGUUCGCCUUGGUCUCCCAAAAGGCCUCAGCAUCAUGUGUGCCAACACCCUGAGGGACAGAAUUCAGAAGAGGGCGGCCAGCAUGCGGGAAACGCUUGUGAGCCGGAUGGGUGUCGUCUCCCAUGUGGCAACCACUGCUGACUGCUGGACCAUCGGGAAGAGGAGCUUCCUGGGGGUCACGGCCCACUGGAUCAGCCCCACUACUCUGAAGCGGGAGUUUGGGGCCUUGGCGUACAAGCGCUUAAAAGGACACCUCACGUACAGUGUCCUUGUCAAAGCCCUCCAUGAUGUUCAUAUGCAAUACCAGAUUCACAGCAAAGUUAUGUGUACCACCACGGACAAUGGCUCCAACUUUGUGCAAAUGUUUCGGGGAUUUAGGGCUGAGGAACUCAGAGAUGCUACGGGAACCAGCAUAGAGGGAAAUGACAAGGAAGGAGACGGUGACAACCAGGAAGAGCCAGAGGUGACAUUUGUCCCAAUCUCCGAACUUUUGGACACUUGUAACAAGGCAGCGGAAGAAAGAGUGGGCUCCAAAGAUUUCAGCUUGCCACCACUCCAGCGGUGUGUCAGCCACUCACUCAAUCUGGUGGCAACACAAGACGUAGAUGCCUUGAUUUCAGACUCUUCCAAAAAUAGCCUUCACGGUCCUUUCUGGAGACAUUUUCGUUCCUUGAUGGAGAAGUGCAACAAACUGUGGUCCAAGCACAAAGGAUCCAAACAGUUUGCAGAGUAUGUCCGUGAGCAGUCCGGUGUAUACUUGAAAGUACCAAACCAGACCCAGUGGAACGUCACCUUCAAUGCACUUAAGCAGCUGAAUGAACUCCUCUCUAAUAUGCCGCUAAAAGUGGGUGCCCUUACGGACCAGUGCUCCAUGGCCAGGUUCACACCGGCUGAGAGCAUAGUGUUGCAGGAGUACACUGAGAUCAUGUGGCCGCUAGCCCAGUCUCUUGAUAUCCUGCAGCGGGAGAAUGGCAUGUUUAUGGGGUACCUGUUGCCUACUUUGUACAAUUUGGACCGCAAAUUACAAGGGCUGGAAAACAAGCCCGUCAAAUACACGUACUGUCUUCCGCUCUUGAGGGGGAUCCGUGAAGCCCUAAGGAAGCGGUUUGCGGGUAUUUGGGAGGACAAGAAGCUUCUUCUGGCAGCCUGCUUACACCCUCGAUUCAAAGUGGACUGGCUGGAUUCAGCCAAGACUGUUCAUAUCAACAGGUACAUGAUGGAAGCUUUGGUGAAGGCUGAAAUCAGGGGCAUGGUGAGUGAGGAAAAUGACCGGUCUUCAGAGAAAGACCAGGAGAGCGACAGUCUGGAAGACGACUUCUUCAACAUCCGGCCGCGGGGCAAGAAGUCAGCUGUGGACAGUGCCGACGAGGAAGUCUGGGAUUUUCUGAAGUGCCCCAGCCGGGAAGUGUCCUCCCUGCAUGCCUUUCCGCGUAUCAUGCAGAGCUUCCUGCAAUACAACACCGGCAUGCCUUCCAGCGCUGCGGCAGAGCGCCUCUUUUGCACAGAGGACCGGGGUGCGACGGCCAAAAGACACUCCUUGUCCGACGAGGUCUUUGAGCAGCUGGUUCUUCUGAGGCAGAACAGGGCGCUCUUUUAAAAACAGCACUUGAAGUGUAGCUUUUACUCUCCUGAUUGUAUAAAAUAUCUCUGUGCAUAUUUCUUGGGGUAUUUGUUGCUAGACAAGAGGCAGAGCUGGGCAUAUUGUCGUGCCACUCUUAUUAUGGCAUUCUCAUAUUAUGAAUCCUAUGGAUAAAAGUGCUUUUUAUUCUA
Messenger RNA from Anolis sagrei ordinatus, 3314 nucleotides. RefSeq lists its product as uncharacterized. Lineage: Eukaryota; Metazoa; Chordata; Lepidosauria; Squamata; Anolidae. Gene Ontology annotation, molecular function: DNA binding. The record is from RefSeq and is a predicted model, not a curated record.